Molecule: messenger RNA, 1830 nt
Organism: Fukomys damarensis (Damara mole-rat)
Lineage: Eukaryota; Metazoa; Chordata; Mammalia; Rodentia; Bathyergidae
Gene: Tbc1d10b
Product: TBC1 domain family member 10B
Exons: 9
Source: RefSeq, a predicted model, not a curated record
GCGCAGGCACCGGUGCCCGAGGACCCCGCGCGCCUGAGUGAGGCUCCGGUGACUGUCGUGACGGUGACCCCAGCCCCGGAGCCCGCUGAGAACUCCCAAGACCUGGGCUCCACGUCCAGCCUGGGCCCUGGCAUCUCCGGGCCUCGCGGGCAGGCCCCCGACACGCUGAGCUACUUGGACUCCGUGAGUCUCAUGUCUGGAACCUUGGAGUCCUUGGCGGACGAUGUGAGCUCCAUGGGCUCAGACUCGGAGAUAAACGGGCUGGCCCUGCGCAAGACGGACAAGUACGGCUUCCUGGGGGGCAGCCAGUACUCGGGCAGCCUAGAGAGCUCCAUUCCAGUGGAUGUGGCUCGGCAGCGGGAGCUCAAGUGGCUGGAGAUGUUCAAUAACUGGGAUAAGUGGCUGUCACGGCGUUUCCAGAAGGUGAAGCUGCGCUGCCGGAAGGGGAUCCCCUCGUCCCUCAGAGCCAAGGCCUGGCAGUACCUGUCUAAUAGCAAGGAACUUCUGGAGCAAAAUCCUGGCAGGUUUGAGGAGCUAGAACGGGCUCCUGGGGACCCCAAGUGGCUGGAUGUGAUUGAGAAGGACCUGCAUCGCCAGUUCCCUUUCCAUGAGAUGUUUGCUGCUCGAGGAGGGCAUGGGCAGCAGGACCUGUACCGCAUCCUGAAGGCCUACACCAUCUACCGGCCUGAUGAGGGCUACUGCCAGGCCCAGGCCCCCGUGGCUGCAGUGCUGCUCAUGCACAUGCCUGCCGAGCAAGCUUUUUGGUGCCUGGUACAGAUCUGUGACAAGUACCUUCCAGGUUACUACAGCGCAGGGCUGGAGGCCAUUCAGCUGGAUGGAGAAAUCUUCUUUGCACUCCUGCGCCGGGCAUCCCCACUGGCACAUCGGCACCUGCGGCGGCAGCGCAUCGAUCCUGUGCUCUACAUGACGGAGUGGUUCAUGUGCAUCUUUGCCCGCACCCUACCCUGGGCCUCAGUGCUGCGUGUCUGGGACAUGUUUUUCUGUGAAGGUGUUAAGAUCAUCUUCCGGGUGGCCCUGGUCUUGCUGCGACACACGCUGGGGUCGGUGGAGAAGCUGCGUUCCUGCCAGGGCAUGUAUGAGACCAUGGAGCAGCUGCGCAACCUGCCCCAGCAGUGCAUGCAGGAGGACUUCCUGGUGCAUGAGGUGACCAACCUACCAGUGACAGAAGCCCUGAUUGAACGGGAGAAUACGGCCCAGUUGAAGAAGUGGCGGGAAACGAGGGGCGAACUGCAGUAUCGGCCCUCUCGGCGACUGCACGGCUCCCGGGCCAUCCAUGAGGAGCGACGGCGGCAGCAGCCACCCCUGGGCCCCUCCUCCAGCCUCCUCAGCCUCCCUGGCCUUAAAAGCCGAAGCUCCCGGGCACCUGGAGGGGCCCCCUCACCGCCCCCUCCUGUCCGCAGAGCCAGUGUGGGCCCUGCUCCAGGGCCUGUGGUCACUGCCGAGGGACUGCGCCCAUUUCUGCCCUCACCUACUGGCAAUAGCACCCCUCUGGGUCCCAGCAAGGAGACCCGGCAGCAGGAGAAAGAGCGGCAGAAGCAGGAGAAAGAGAGGGAGAGGCAGGAGAAGGAGCGGCAGAAGUGGGAAAAAGAGAAAGAGAAAGAACAGCAGAAGCAGGAGAAGGAGCGGCAGAAGGAGCGGCAGAAGCAGGAGAAAGAGCGGGAGAGGCAGGAGAAGGAGCGGCAGAGGCAGGAGAAGAAGGGCCAAGGCCGGAAGCUCUCCUUGCAUCGAAAGGCAGAUGGGCCCCCAGCACCCCAUGAUGGUGGGGAUAGGUCCUCGGCAGCUGAGGCCCGGCAGGACGCUUACUUUUGA